Molecule: messenger RNA, 5420 nt
Organism: Myotis myotis
Lineage: Eukaryota; Metazoa; Chordata; Mammalia; Chiroptera; Vespertilionidae
Product: obscurin-like
Exons: 16
Coding region: 160-5208 (1682 amino acids)
Molecular function (GO): protein binding
Source: RefSeq, a predicted model, not a curated record
ACCGGCCAGAGUGCAGGCUGCGGGCAGGAGUCCUGCCGGUCCUGGGCCCUUAGAGGAAGGUGAGACCUGGUGGCUCUUGCUCUACCGUCUGAGCCCCUGGCCUGGGCGCUGCCCUGAAUUCCCCUGUUGAAACAGGUCCCCCCACCCCUUCCUUCCACCAUGGAUCAUUCCUCAUUCAGCGGCGCGCCCCGAUUCCUGACCCGGCCUAAGGCCUUCGUAGUGUCGGUGGGUAAGGACGCCACGCUAAGCUGCCAGAUCGUGGGCAACCCCACGCCGCAGGUGAGCUGGGAGAAGGACCGGCAGCCGGUGGAGGCGGGCGCUCGCUUCCGCCUGGCCCAGGACGACGACCAGUACCGCCUCACUAUCCUGGACCUGGCGCUGGGCGACAGCGGACAGUACGUGUGCCGCGCGCGGAACGCCAUCGGCGAGGCCUUCGCCGCCGUGGGCCUGCAGGUGAACGCCGAGGCCGCGUGCGCGGAGCAGGCGCCCCACUUCCUGCUGCGGCCCACGUCCAUCCGCGUGCGCGAGGGCGCGGAGGCCACCUUCCGCUGCCGCGUCCGCGGCUCGCCGCCCCUGGCCGUGAGCUGGGACAAGGACGGGAGGCGCCUGGGCGCGCCGGACGCCCCUCGAGUGAGCGUGGAGGCCAGCGGCGAGGCGAGCGCGCUGCGCAUCCAGGCCGCGCGGCCGCGCGACGGCGGCACUUACACGGUGCGCGCCGAGAACCCGCUGGGCACCGCCAGCGCCGCCGCCGCGCUGACGGUGGACGCGGACGCGGACGCGGCAGGCCCGCCCGGCGCCUCCACCGCCGCCCUCCUGGCGCACCUGCAGCGGCGGCGCGAGGCCAUGCGGGCCGAGGGAGCCCCGGCCUCGCCGCCGGGCGGGGGCACUCGCACCUGCACAGUGACCGAGGGCAAGCACGCGCGCCUCAGCUGCUACGUGACGGGCGAGCCCAAGCCCGAGACCGUGUGGAAGAAGGAUGGGCAGCUGGUGGCCGAGGGCCGGCGACACCUGGUGUACGAGGACGCGCAGGAAAACUUUGUGCUCAAGAUCCUCUUCUGCAAGCAGUCGGACCGUGGCCUCUACACGUGCACAGCGUCCAACCUCGUGGGCCAGACCUACAGCUCCGUGCUGGUCGUUGUGCGAGAGCCCACAGUGCCCUUCAAGACGAGGCUGCAGGACCUGGAGGUGCAGGAGAAGGGGUCGGCCACGUUUCAGUGUGAGGUGCCGCUGCCGACCACGGAGGCCGUGUGGUACAAGGAAGAGACACGGCUGUGGGCCAGCGCCAAGUAUGCCAUCGAGGAGGCGGGCACAGAGCGCCGGCUCACUGUCCACAAUGCUUCCACUGAUGAUGACGCGGUGUACAUCUGUGAGAUGGCCGAGGGCAGCCGCACGGUGGCCGAGCUCGCAGUACGAGGCAACCUCACCCGAAAGCUCCCGAGAAAGACAGUGGUGCGAGUGGGGGACACUGCCAUGUUCUGCGUAGAGCUGGCCAGGCCAGAGGGCCCGGUCCACUGGCUUCGGAAUCAUGAGGAGGUGGUGGCCGGGGGCCGAGUAGCCAUCACCACUGAAGGCACAUGCCACACGCUGACCAUCUCCAAGUGCAGCCUGGAGGAUGUGGGUGAGGUGGCCUUUGUGGCUGGGGACUGCCGGACGUCCACUCAGUUCUUGGUGUCAGCCCCCAGGAAGCCACCACCACACACCCCUGAGGCCCCUGUGGUGAAGGCCAAGACAGAGAGUUCCGUGACUCUCAGCUGGUCCCCACCACCCCAUGGGGACCACCCUGUCACCAUUGAUGGCUACGUGGUGGAGAAGAAGCGAUUGGGCACCUACACCUGGAGCCGAUGCCAUGAGGCCGAGUGGGUGGCUACACCUGAGCUGACUGUGAACUGUGUGGCUGAGGAGGGGGACUUCCAGUUCCGUGUGUCAGCUGUAAACAGCUUUGGCCAGAGCUCCUACCUUGAGUUCCCAGGGACUGUCCACCUGGCACCCCAGCUGGCUGUGAAGACGCCUCUGAAGGCAGUGGAGGCGGUGGAGGGCAGUGAGGUGACCUUCUCUGUGGACCUCACUUUGGUCUCUGUGGGCGAGUGGUUCCUGGAUGGGCAGGCGCUGAAGGCCAGCAACACAUAUGUGAUCCGCUGCGAGGGCACACGGCAUGUCCUCACCAUCCGCUCAGUACCUGCCAGCCUGCAUGGUGCUGAGCUCAAGUUUGUGGCCAAUGGCAUCGAGAGCAGCAUCCGCAUGGAGGUCCGAGGGCUGACCACCAAGCAUCCAACAGAAGUUCGGGAGGUGCUGGCCCGACUACACGAGGAGGCACAGCUCCUGGCAGAGCUGUCAGACCAGGCUACGGCGGUAACGUGGCUCAAGGACGGCCGAGCACUGCCCCCAGGCCCCAAGUACAAGGUGCAGGCUUCAGCAGGACAGCGGGCACUGCUGGUGCGGGAUGUGGCGCGGGACGACGCUGGCCUGUAUGAGUGUGUCAGCCGUGGGGGCCGCAUCGCCUACCACCUGUCAGUUCAAGCUGCCCUCGCAGGACUCACACCCUUUCUGCACAAAGACUCGGCGGGUGGCUGCGUGGACACGGUGGCCGGGGGUCCAGCCCACUUUGAGUGCGAGACUGCGGAGGCCCAUGUGCCCGUGCGCUGGUUCAAGGAUGGCUUGGAGCUUGGCCACUCCUCGCACUUCUCACAGGAGGAUGUGGGCACACGGCAUCGACUGGUGGCCAACUCAGUCACCAGGCAAGAUGAGGGCACCUAUUCAUGCCGUGUGGGCGAGUACUCGGUGGAUUUCCAGCUGCGUGUCUGUGAACCCACGGUGGUGUUUGCCAAGGAGCAGUCGGCACACAGCGAGGUGAAGGCCACGGCCGGGGCCAGUGCCACGCUGAGCUGCGAGGUGGCCCAGGCUCAGACGCAGGUGACGUGGUACAAGGAUGGCAAGAAGCUGAGCGGGAGCUCGAAAGUGCGCGUGGAGGCCACGGGCUGCACCCGGCGGCUGGUGCUGCAGCAGGCGGCGAAGGGGGACAGCGGGGAGUACAGCUGCGAGGCCGGGGGCCAGAAGGUCACCUUCAACCUAGAUGUCCCAGAGCCCACGGAGGUGUUUGCCAAGGAGCAGUCGGCACACAGCGAGGUGAAGGCCACGGCCGGGGCCAGUGCCACGCUGAGCUGCGAGGUGGCCCAGGCUCAGACGCAGGUGACGUGGUACAAGGAUGGCAAGAAGCUGAGCGGGAGCUCGAAAGUGCGCAUGGAGGCCACGGGCUGCACCCGGCGGCUGGUGCUGCAGCAGGCGGUGAAGGGGGACAGCGGGGAGUACAGCUGCGAGGCCGGGGGCCAGAGGGUCACCUUCCAUCUGGAUGUCACAGAGCCCACGGUGGUGUUUGCCAAGGAGCAGUCGGCACACAGCGAGGUGAAGGCAACGGCCGGGGCCAGUGCCACGCUGAGCUGCGAGGUGGCCCAGGCUCAGACGCAGGUGACGUGGUACAAGGAUGGCAAGAAGCUGAGCGGGAGCUCGAAAGUGCGCGUGGAGGCCAUGGGCUGCACCCGGCGGCUGGUGCUGCAGCAGGCGGUGAAGGGGGACAGCGGGGAGUACAGCUGCGAGGCCGGGGGCCAGAAGGUCACCUUCAACCUAGAUGUCCCAGAGCCCACGGUGGUGUUUGCCAAGGAGCAGUCGGCACACAGCGAGGUGAAGGCCACGGCCGGGGCCAGUGCCACGCUGAGCUGCGAGGUGGCCCAGGCUCAGACGCAGGUGACGUGGUACAAGGAUGGCAAGAAGCUGAGCGGGAGCUCGAAAGUGCGCGUGGAGGCCACGGGCUGCACCCGGCGGCUGGUGCUGCAGCAGGCGGCGAAGGGGGACAGCGGGGAGUACAGCUGCGAGGCCGGGGGCCAGAAGGUCACCUUCAACCUAGAUGUCCCAGAGCCCACGGUGGUGUUUGCCAAGGAGCAGUCGGCACACAGCGAGGUGAAGGCCACGGCCGGGGCCAGUGCCACGCUGAGCUGCGAGGUGGCCCAGGCUCAGACGCAGGUGACGUGGUACAAGGAUGGCAAGAAGCUGAGCGGGAGCUCGAAAGUGCGCGUGGAGGCCACGGGCUGCACCCGGCGGCUGGUGCUGCAGCAGGCGGCGAAGGGGGACAGCGGGGAGUACAGCUGCGAGGCCGGGGGCCAGAAGGUCACCUUCAACCUAGAUGUCCCAGAGCCCACGGUGGUGUUUGCCAAGGAGCAGUCGGCACACAGCGAGGUGAAGGCCACGGCCGGGGCCAGUGCCACGCUGAGCUGCGAGGUGGCCCAGGCUCAGACGCAGGUGACGUGGUACAAGGAUGGCAAGAAGCUGAGCGGGAGCUCGAAAGUGCGCGUGGAGGCCACGGGCUGCACCCGGCGGCUGGUGCUGCAGCAGGCGGCGAAGGGGGACAGCGGGGAGUACAGCUGCGAGGCCGGGGGCCAGAAGGUCACCUUCAACCUAGAUGUCCCAGAGCCCACGGUGGUGUUUGCCAAGGAGCAGUCGGCACACAGCGAGGUGAAGGCCACGGCCGGGGCCAGUGCCACGCUGAGCUGCGAGGUGGCCCAGGCUCAGACGCAGGUGACGUGGUACAAGGAUGGCAAGAAGCUGAGCGGGAGCUCGAAAGUGCGCGUGGAGGCCACGGGCUGCACCCGGCGGCUGGUGCUGCAGCAGGCGGCGAAGGGGGACAGCGGGGAGUACAGCUGCGAGGCCGGGGGCCAGAAGGUCACCUUCAACCUAGAUGUCCCAGAGCCCACGGUGGUGUUUGCCAAGGAGCAGUCGGCACACAGCGAGGUGAAGGCCACGGCCGGGGCCAGUGCCACGCUGAGCUGCGAGGUGGCCCAGGCUCAGACGCAGGUGACGUGGUACAAGGAUGGCAAGAAGCUGAGCGGGAGCUCGAAAGUGCGCGUGGAGGCCACGGGCUGCACCCGGCGGCUGGUGCUGCAGCAGGCGGCGAAGGGGGACAGCGGGGAGUACAGCUGCGAGGCCGGGGGCCAGAAGGUCACCUUCAACCUAGAUGUCCCAGGUCGGUUCUUUGGUGGCACUAACUUAGCCUCGUGUGUAGGUAAUGCCUCCAGCCGGACACACCUGGGGCUCUUUCCGCUGGACCUCACCUCUUUAGCCUUCUAUCCUCCAUCUCCCAUAUCAUCCCAGUGGUGGGGCCAGACCAGGCUGGGUGGGCAGAGUGUGAGCAGAAGGGAGAGGUGUUCCUGUACAAGCUGAGUGGUGCUCAGGUUUUGCUCAGUCAUAGUUCCCAGCCCCUGCCAGAGACUUCUGGGUGCCCCUCUCCAGCCGGGACUCGGGCUCUACCUUUCACGUGGAGUCUGAGGUAGACCAGACCUCUCUUACCUGUGUUAUGUGAAUUUCCUACUCCCCAAGUCCUGGUAGCUCCCAAAUGCCCGGGGCCGGCAACACGGGCAGAGACACGUUUGAAU